AUGGCGGGGAAGCCCAAGCUUCACUACUUCAAUGGCCAAGGCAGAAUGGAGUCCAUCCGGUUGCUCUUGGCUGCAGCAGGGGUAGAGUUUGAAGAAGAACUUUUUGAAACACGUAAAGAAUUUGAGAAAUUAAUCCAAGGUGGAACUCUGAUAUUCCCUGGUCAAAAUUCCAUGGUCGAAAUUGACGGAAUGAAUCUGGUAGAGACCAGAGCUAUCCUAAGAUUCCUAGCUGCAAAAUAUGACUUGUAUGGAAGGAACAUACAGGAACAAGCCUGGAUUGACAUGUAUGUAGAGGCCUUGAAGGAUCUGAGUGACAUGAUUAUGUUCUUUCCACUCUCUCUGACUGGAGAGAAGGCGAUGAAUCUUGAAUACAUCCUGGAAAGAGCCACUACAAGAUUCUUCCCUGUCUAUGAGAAGGAGUUCAAGGCCAGAAUCAGCUGCAUUCCCACAAUUCACAAAUUUCUCCAGCCUGGAAGCCAAAGGAAGCCUCCACUAGAUGAAGGCUCCAUUGAGACCAUGAAGAACAUAUUCAAAUUUGAACGUGGCAUGUUUCUUAAAAACAUGGGUACUAUAGUAGCCGAGUAUUAACAAACGAAGAGGUCUAAAGGCCUCGGCACAUCUCACU
This is a messenger RNA of Prionailurus viverrinus (fishing cat), 625 nucleotides long. RefSeq names its product glutathione S-transferase-like. The transcript is spliced from 6 exons. NCBI's taxonomy places the organism in Eukaryota, Metazoa, Chordata, Mammalia, Carnivora, Felidae. Gene Ontology annotation, molecular function: glutathione transferase activity. Gene Ontology annotation, biological process: glutathione metabolic process; xenobiotic metabolic process. The record is from RefSeq and is a predicted model, not a curated record. The coding region runs from base 1 to 588 and encodes 195 amino acids.